AUGUGGUUGUCCACCUUCUCUAUCCAGUCGAGUCCCGCCACCUUCUUCAAGUCAUCGACAAACAUCCCUCCUCAAAUAGACACUGAAGGCAAGAAGGACUUAGAUAGCUUCAUCGAACAGGUGUAUCUAGCUGUAGCGAAACCGGAUCCUCAUCACAAGAUACAUCGAGAAGUUCACGCACAUAUAAACAAUAAUGAACCAGUCAAUUUAAAACACCAUGUGAAACACACGAAGCAAGUUGAAUACAAAAUAGAUCAAGAAAAUAAGAGAUCCGGUGAAGAAGGACCAGCCCUUGAUUCUCGGGAUGAAGAGGCAAAUGAAAAUUUUGAAUCAACUCGAACACAGGAGCCUGAUGAAGAAAAACGUGUCCAUAGACAUGAAGGUCAUCACAGAGGUUCACAAAAUCACCCAAUAUCAAAUCUGCUAGCUGAUGUUCUGAACGAGAAAGAUCAAAAAGAAUUGAGGGGGACGCUGAAAGAACUAACUGGAUACACCGAUGAGACGAUGGCAAUAGCAUACAUAAAAUCAGCCACUGGAUUAUCACAUAACAGUGAAGUUUACGAGUUUCUGCGAAUGUGUGGAGGCUCUAGGGGAAUCAAAUAUUCGAUUCGCAUCUUCAAGAAAUUCCAAGGGAGAUCAAAUAUCGAAGACUACGUGACCCUAGUCAGAUUAUUAACAGGAGAAACGAAUAUAUUCGCAGCGUUCAAAGUUAUUAAGCAAUUAUCAGGACACAACAACAUCGACGGCAUAUUCGAGAUGUUGCAACGCAUGUCAGGACGCAAAGGACUAUCUGACGUCAUCGAUUACUACGAUCAUGAAGUCGAUCACGAGAAAGGCUUGGAUGGACUGAAGCGGCAAGUGUACCAGCUGACGGGUGGCUUGGGGCCAUCUGAAUUCCCAAGGGUUUACGAAUGCUUAAACUCUGACACUGACUGGCAGGCGACUUUCAACGUUCUCAUAUCAGUAAUGAGGAGCAGCAAUAUCGGUGAAGCCAUUGUCGAAUUCAAUCGUUUGGUCGGAAAGAAGACGUUCUCUGAGUCAAUCACGCUCAUGAAGAAGUUCACUGGUCUUUCACAUUUAAAAUAUGCGUUGGAAGAACUGCUUCAAGAAUCAGCGAGAGUUAGCUUAAAGGUGAUCGUUGAGAAGUUUUAUCAACUAUUCGGAAAGUCCGAUCUGGAACACGUUCAGACGGAAAUUCAACGCUUGUACCAUCAUGACAAUAUAAUUAAACUUCUUCAAACCGUUAAUAGAAUAUUCAAGAAACGGGAUCCUCUAAUAAUAUUCGCAAGCUUGUUGGACAUAACCCAGACUUCCAAUUUGAGCGAUUGUAGUGCUGUGAUCACCGGGCUCACCUUCAGACAGUUGACAGCUUUGGAAGUUAUAGAACAAAUCCAAAUAGAAUCUAGAAGUAAUGACGUAUUGGAUUUCCUGAGGAAAUUAUUGAUUUGUACCGGAACUAAAUCUCUUCGUCUAGCUUGGAACAGCAUCGUUGCGAUCACGAAGAAAAAUGACAUCUUCGUUCUAAUGGAAACAAUUAAAACAUACACGACCGUCGAUAUGAUAUAUUUCUUCCAAACAUUACGUCGUAUUACAAACACGGCGAACAUAAGUCUGGCUGUCGUGGAGAUCCGGGAAUUACUGGAUGUUAAAGGUUUCUUUGAAUGGAUCGACAUAAUUUAUAAAACCGUGCGAAUGGACUUCAUCAAAUUCCUUGAAACCUUCACGACUUUGAGCCCCAAGUUUUUGUUGGAAGAUUCGAUAACAAUAAUCGUUCGAUUCACUGACGAGGAAGAUCCGAUUAAAGCCAUUGGUAAAUUACGAGUGGCUACCGAAGAAAGUGAUAUGGUCAAAGCAAUAGAAUUUGUUAGAAGCAAGAGACAGAAGCACAGCAUAGUAACGCCAACAUCACAAGUUCCGCAAACAGCUAAUACGCCAUCAGCUCCUGUAGUGACACCCUUGUUGAAGCCAUUGGUUCUUCCGAAAAAUCAACUAGACGUACUUAAAUCAGUUGUUACAAAUGAGAAUACUUUUUUCAAUAUAAAAGAAAGCAGUCAAACUGUUUUUAAUAAACAAACAACUAAUACCGUUGCUACUGGAGAAGAAUUAUAUACUGGUCAGCAGCCAGUUUCUCCAUCUACAAACGUUGGCACAGAAUCGUCUAGCGAGCAACCAGCUCCCAUCUCUGGUUAUAAUCAAUCUCCUGUACAACAACCAGAUUCUCCAACUUCACUCGUUGACCAACCAUCACCUAAUGAGCAGCCAACUCCCAUUACUGGUGAUGAUCAAUCUACUCCCGGGGCCAAGCCAUCGCCUAGUGAACAACCAGCUCCCAUUACUGGUGAUGAUCAACCUGCUCCCGGGGACAAACCAUCGCCUAGUGAACAACCAGCUACCAUUACUGGUGAUGAUCAACCUGCUCCCGGGAACAAGCCAUCGCCUAGUGAACAACCAGCUACCAUUACUGGUGAUGAUCAACCUGCUCCCGGGGACAAGCCAUCGCCUAGUGAACAACCAGCUACCAUUACUGGUGAUGAUCAACCUGCUCCCGGGGACAAGCCAUUACCUAGUGAACAACCAGCUCCCAUUACGGGUGAUGAUCAAUCUACUCCCGGGGCCAAGCCAUUGCCUAGUGAACAACCAGCUACCAUUACUGGUGAUGAUCAACCUGCUCCCGGGGACAAACCAUCGCCUAGUGAACAACCAGCUCCCAUUACGGGUGAUGAUCAAUCUACUCCCGGGGCCAAGCCAUUGCCUAGUGAACAACCAGCUACCAUUACUGGUGAUGAUCAACCUGCUCCCGGGGACAAGCCAUUACCUAGUGAACAACCAGCACCCAUUACUGGUGAUGAUCAAUCUACUCCCGGGGACAAGCCAUCGCCUAGUGAGCAACCAGCUACCAUUACUAGUGAUGAUCAACCUACUCUUGGGGACAAGCCAUCGCCUAGUGAACAACCAGCUACAAUUACUGGUGAUGAUCAACCAGCUCCCGGGGACAAGCCAUCGCCUAGUGAACAACCAGCUACAAUAAGUGGUGAUGUUCAACCUGCUCCCGGGGACAAGCCAUCGCCUAGUGAACAACCAGCUACCAUUAAUGGUGAUGAUCAACCUGCUCCCGGGGACAAACCAUCGCCUAGUGAACAACCAGCUCCCAUUACGGGUGAUGAUCAAUCUACUCCCGGGGCCAAGCCAUUGCCUAGUGAACAACCAGCUACCAUUACUGGUGAUGAUCAACCUGCUCCCGGGGACAAACCAUCGCCUAGUGAACAACCAGCUCCCAUUACGGGUGAUGAUCAAUCUACUCCCGGGGCCAAGCCAUUGCCUAGUGAACAACCAGCUACCAUUACUGGUGAUGAUCAACCUGCUCCCGGGGACAAGCCAUUACCUAGUGAACAACCAGCACCCAUUACUGGUGAUGAUCAAUCUACUCCCGGGGACAAGCCAUCGCCUAGUGAGCAACCAGCUACCAUUACUAGUGAUGAUCAACCUACUCUUGGGGACAAGCCAUCGCCUAGUGAACAACCAGCUACAAUUACUGGUGAUGAUCAACCAGCUCCCGGGGACAAGCCAUCGCCUAGUGAACAACCAGCUACAAUAAGUGGUGAUGUUCAACCUGCUCCCGGGGACAAGCCAUCGCCUAGUGAACAACCAGCUACCAUUAAUGGUGAUGAUCAACCUGCUCCCGGGGACAAGCCAUCGCCUAGUGAGCAACCAGCUACCAUUAACGGUGAUGAUCAAUCUACUCCUGGAGACAAGCCGUCGCCUAGUGAGCAACCGACUACCAUUACUGGUGGUGAACAGCCUACUCCCGUGGACAAGCCAUCGCCUAGUGAGCAACCAGCUACCAUUACCGGUGAUGAUAAAUCUUCUCCCGAGGGCAAGCCAUCGCGUAGCGAGCAACCGGCUACCACUACUGGUGAUAAUCAACCUACUCCCGGGAACAAGCCAUCGCCUAGUGAACAACCAGCUACCAUUACUGGUGAUGAUCAACCUGCUCCCGGGGACAAGCCAUCGCCUAGUGAACAACCAGCUACAAUAAGUGGUGAUGUUCAACCUGCUCCCGGGGACAAGCCAUCGCCUAGUGAACAACCAGCUACCAUUAAUGGUGAUGAUCAACCUGCUCCCGGGGACAAGCCGUCGCCUAUUGAACAACCAGCUCCCAUUACUGGUGAAGAUCAAUCUACUCCCGGGGACAAGCCAUCGCCUAGUGAGCAACCAGCUACCAUUAACGGUGAUGAUCAAUCUACUCCUGGAGACAAGCCGUCGCCUAGUGAGCAACCGACUACCAUUACUGGUGGUGAACAGCCUACUCCCGUGGACAAGCCAUCGCCUAGUGAGCAACCAGCUACCAUUACCGGUGAUGAUAAAUCUUUUCCCGAGGACAAGCCAUCGCCUAGUGAGCAACCAGCUACAAUAAGUGGUGAUGAUCAACCUGCUCCCGGGGACAAGCCAUCGCCUAGUGAACAACCGGCUACCAUCACUAGUGAUGAACAAUCUUCUCCCGGAGCCAAGCCAUCGCCUAGUGAACAACCAGCUACCAUUAAUGGUGAUGAUCAACCUGCUCCCGGGGACAAGCCAUCGCCUAGUGAGCAACCAGCUACCAUUAAUGGUGAUGAUCAAUCUACUCCUGGAGACAAGCCAUCGCCUAGUGAGCAACCGGCUACAAUAAGCGGUGAUGAUAAAUCUACUCCCGGGGACAAGCCAUCGCCUAGUGAGCAACCGACUACCAUUACUGGUGGUGAACAGCCUACUCCCGUGGACAAGCCAUCGCCUAGUGAGCAACCAGCUACCAUUACCGGUGAUGAUAAAUCUUCUCCCGAGGGCAAGCCAUCGCGUAGCGAGCAACCGGCUACCACUACUGGUGAUGAUAAAUCUACUCCCGGGGCCAAGCCAUCGCCUAGUGAGCAACCAGCUACCAUUACUGGUGAUGAGCAACCUGCUCCCGGGGACAAGACAUCGCCUAGUGAGCAACCAGCUACAAUAAGUGGUGAUGAUAAAUCUACUCCCGGGGACAAGCCAUCGUCUAGUGAGCAACCAGCUACCAUUACGGGUGAUGAGCAACCUGCUCCCGGGGACAAGCCAUCGCCUAGUGAGCAACCAGCUACCAUUACGGGUGAUGAACAACCUGCUCCCGGGGACAAGCCAUUGCCUAGUGAGCAACCAGCUACCAUUACUGGUGAUAAUCAAUCUGCUCCUGGUGGCGAGCCAUCGCCUAGUGAGCAGCCAGCUGUACCUGCUGAUGAAAAAUCUCCUGACCAUUUUGUUAUUCGAACUGACACCAUAACUACGUCCUCAAACUCACAAUCUAUAGAAGAACAGGAGGCCAAUCCAUCGGGAUCUGGUCCACAGCCUUUAGCUCCUGGCUCACAAAACAGCGUGACUUUUUCAAACAGAGAUAAAUUGCGCGCUCUUCAAGUGAACAUGAAUUUGAAAUUGUUGAUUCUGCCAGAAGGUCCGAGAAACAGUAAGAAUUGUUACUGCACGUGCGAUAGUCAAAACGCGCCUAAACUGAUACCUCUAAAAGAAUUGCCUAAUGAAAUCACCGGUGCAUGAAAAAACUUACCGACUUCUUAAUAAAAAAGUAUGAAUUUUAUACUAUUUAAAUGUUUUAAUCAAAAUAUUUGUUUAUUAGAAAUAUGAAUAAACGUAUUCGGCGGAUUUAUAAAUAUAACUGAGCU
Messenger RNA from Vanessa atalanta (red admiral), 5675 nucleotides. Its product is annotated as mucin-2-like. The record is from RefSeq and is a predicted model, not a curated record. The coding region runs from base 1 to 5550 and encodes 1849 amino acids. NCBI's taxonomy places the organism in Eukaryota, Metazoa, Arthropoda, Insecta, Lepidoptera, Nymphalidae. The transcript has 34 exons.